Toxorhynchites rutilus septentrionalis is the source of this 924-nucleotide messenger RNA. RefSeq lists its product as uncharacterized. The transcript has 2 exons. The coding region runs from base 136 to 840 and encodes 234 amino acids. Lineage: Eukaryota; Metazoa; Arthropoda; Insecta; Diptera; Culicidae. The record is from RefSeq and is a predicted model, not a curated record.
UACGAAAACAGCACAAAAGUCAUAAUCCACUUGAAGGCUUAAUACCAAAUCACCAACUCCUUCAAUUUAGUCUGGUCAAAGUCGUUCGAACGAACGGAUCAAUAGUUGCGUGAAAGCUUCCAGGGAACACGAAUCAUGCAGAAAGCUCUUUUGGUGUGUUUACUGCUGGCUUUCGCCGGACAGUCCUUAGCCCAAAGCGAGGAUGAAUUCCUCGAAUACCUCCUGAAUAUUCAGAACAAAGCCGAAACGGUUCAUCAGCUCAUGGAGGGUAGCUUCGAUAGGGCUCGCUUCGCCAUGAGCGAACAACUCCUUGAGCUGAACCGUUGGCUGGUUGGUAUUAUGAACAACGCUCUCGAAGAAGUGGAAAAGCUCCAGACAGACAUGGGAGCACUCCUGAAUACAUCGACUGCUCUACCCGCGUGCCUAACUGUUGUGCAGAACAAUUGGGAACUAGAAAUCACAAAAGUAGGCUCGACUUUGCAGAGUUGCGCAGCUCAGGCCACCCUAGACAUCAUCAGGGUUACCGCAGAUGUUCACGGUGCUAUCGAAGCUGCCCAGCCUCGGUCAACUGAACUGCAGAACAUUGUUGUGCGUGGGUUCAUCAACUGGAAUGCUCUGGACAACACGGAACAGCUAUCGGCUAUCGUAGGGGCCCAGAUUCAAGAGAAAUAUGAAAACUUCCGGGGUGUCACCCUGCCGGGAAUCGAUCGCACGGUACAAAACGUAUACAGUCUGAGUGCCGAGUUGCCAGCUCGUAUACGAAGAUGUGCUGGUCUUGGAGUGGAGAGACUGAAUAAUUACGCCCGCGUCGUUGCCGAGACGUUGUCAUUCUGCCACUGAACAAAUGCUUUCGCUUUUUUAAUGCGAGAUUGAUUAAGGGGUUCAUUAGUAAAAAAAACCUUGUUUUUUUUGUUGUGAAAUACA